AUAAAACAUUUAUUCCCCAGUUUCUUCGACUCUCAGCAGCCCUUGACACUUUAGACCGCUUCUCAAACACAUUGUCAUCGGACUACCCUGGUAAAGAGCUACGAAUACAUACCAAAAACAUUCCAAACAGCCCAACAGGCCCACAUCUAUGUCAAAGUCGGAUAACGCCCAAAAUCUACCCUCGUCGUUCACUCUUCCACCGCAGCUCCUCGCCCAAGCAGCAGAUGCUUACCGGCAUCCGGCUCCGCCACCUCAGCUGCCGGCUGUUCAGCUUGUUCCACGACACCAGGAGCCUGUUAUAAAUCCUAAGGAGAAGCACAGUCCAAAUGGAUUCCCACCAAAUGGCGCAGGUGUCGGAAUCGUGAGGUGCCCAGAGGGACGCGCAUGGCAGGAACGGAAUAUGCAUGCAGGUGAAAGACUGGGAAGGUUUAGGGACCAAGAUAUAGACGGGUUCGUGACGGAUAUGGGGAUGGUUUUGAGGAAAGAGUAUGACUGCUGGGUCGAGCAGUGCUGGCAAGAAGCUUUCCAUCAAGUAUUCACACAUACCCUUCCUGAUCUCAUUAUCAACCUCAUCAUGACUGGCGCUACACCGUCCUUCUUACGACGAAAUAUCGUGUUUGGCGGUCAAUCUCUCGACCAUCUCUUCCAAUCUCAAAUGUUGCAUAUCCUGUUUGAAGAACUCGAGCUCUGUCUCUCUGGUGACAGACCACGGACCCGUACAGAGCCGGGGCCGAGCAUGAAUACCAUCUCCAACAACGGUGCCAGACCAUCGCCUUUCCCACUUCCACCGCAACCCGCUGCAGCACCCAUCUUCCGGGACGGUGUCUGUUUCCACAAUUUGUCUUUCCAACACGGUAUCCCGGAAGAAGAGGAUGAUCAUGGAGCGUGUCUUUGUCAGUUGACGAGUUGUAUGGUGUGUUUCCACCUCUUCGCCAUCAUGCGUCGUGGACCUAUCAGUCUUCUCCCACACGAGUUACUCAAUACACCAGCAGCUAAAGGGUGGUUGGGCGGGAUUGAGACUGAAGCUCAUGCCCGUGCAAGACAAGAUUCUCUUCGUCGUAAAGCUCCUUCUCAAAGUAUUUUACCGCCAGGUAAAGGUUAUGCUCAAGUACCCAGACCAGGAGCACUAGCCCCAAACGGAAAUGCCGAAGGAGGAAUAGGAGAAGGGGGAGGAGGAGGUAAACCCCUGAAACCACCUCAAAUAUUCCCGCAUCCACAAAUGACAGACGUCCUCGCGGUGGAGGAACAUCUUCGAUGGAGAUUGAAAGAGCUUGGCGCGACGGAUCCAGCGGUAGAAGGUCGGUACGGACCGUCGACAAAUUCGCCUGUCGCGUUGGAAGGCGUAAAGUUGCCUCAGAGUGCGGGGGAGGAGUGGAAUGAUGGUGGACAACACCCUACAGGGGAAGGAGCAGGGGGCAAGGUAAAUAUGAACAUGAACGCCGCGCAGAAUAAGAAUGUAAAACUGGCAAAAGUCAAAGGUCGAGGUAAAAUGAGACGAGUGGUCGUACCCAAUGGUGUCACGGGGGCGACGGCGGCAACGGCGAAGGCUCAAAAGCAAAAUGACAAAGAUGGGAAAAAGCCGACCGUUUACUUGCCGAAGGAGUGGACUGAGGCGACAGCGUCUGAGAGGAAUACUGCCAUUGUGUUGACGUUUAGACAUUUUGUCAAGCUUCUCCACCAAAUAGCCAUGGCUGCAUCCCCCUUCUCCCACCCCGACUACCCCUCCGAUAUUGAAGAACUCUUGCGUAUGCACCCCGUCGCGCUUUAUCGCCGAUUAGCAGAACCCGCGAUGGAGAGACAGUACAAUGCCGAGGAAGUGAAGGCUUGGAAAUCAUGUAUGGAUAAAUGGGCGGAGGAGUUUGGUGGAAAGGAGAGGAAAAAGGGUAACGACCAAUCCCAAGAUAAACGUCACUCCGAAGCCGUCCGGCAUUACACCCGCGCCAUCUCGCUCGAUCCUAAAAAGACCGUCUACUACUCCAACCGCGCGAUAGCAUACAACAACCUCUCCCUGCACAGCCACGCCGAGAUUGACUGUACCCACUUGCUGGCUAGAGAUCCGAAGAACCAGAAAGCACUGUAUCAGCGGGCGCUGGCGAGGAAGGGAAUGGGGAGAUGGAAGGAGGCGCAAUCGGAUUUGCAAGAGUUGUUGAAGCUUAGUGGAGAUAAUGAGAGUGCGAAGAAUCUGUUGAUGAUUAUCAAUAAGGAGAUGGAGAGAUUGUGAGGCGCCCGGGGGGCGCCAAUAUAAGACCCCGCAAAAGUGAACCAAUUCCGGUAAAGAUGAGUAAUUUAAUAUAUAGUAUUUUUUUCUCUUUAUCGCUGGUUAGCCAGUAAUCAUUGAUUUUGGGGUUUUGGCUUUACGUUUACGCGUUCAGCGCAAGCGUAUACUUUCUGCAGUAUCAUAGUGUCAGAUGAUGCCAUCUAAUCUUUA
Molecule: messenger RNA, 2428 nt
Organism: Cryptococcus deneoformans JEC21
Lineage: Eukaryota; Fungi; Basidiomycota; Tremellomycetes; Tremellales; Cryptococcaceae
Product: serine/threonine protein phosphatase 5 phosphatase, putative
Exons: 4
Coding region: 149-2221 (690 amino acids)
Cellular component (GO): mitochondrion; cytosol
Molecular function (GO): heat shock protein binding
Source: RefSeq, a predicted model, not a curated record